AUGAUGAACCACGGUGAUAUUUCAAAUACGGAUCACAUAACAAAAAGACAUCGUCGUCAUACUAUUGCUCGCCCAGCUUCUGCCCUGGCAUUGGUAUCAGACUCUUCCUCGUCAGAAGAUGAAGAUGAUAACCAAUUUGAUCGAAUUUCCGACAUUUUAUCAAAUUUAAUUCAAGAAGCGAACGAAGCUGUCAAUCAUGAUAAUAACAAAGUCAGUACGCCUGGUAGUAUUCCUUUAAUAAGAAAGUUAUCUUCUUCCGCAGCGGUGGAACAACCAAAAAGAGUACACAGAAGCAGGCCCGUCUCAUAUCCUUCUUCUUCUUCUCUGAUAUCAGCUAGAAGACGUUCUUCUGCAACAACAGUGAUAGUACCAAGACCUUCUCAUACAAAUAUAUCAAGAUCAUCCGCCAUGACAAGACAAAAGAGUGGAUCGGUGUUAUUAGAAUCCUUCAAGCGGCUGGAUUCUUCCAUGGCAAUGAUCGACUCAUUAUCUCGUGAUUUGGUUCCUGAAAAAAAAAUAAAGGCAGCUACCUCAUUCGAUAGUCGCCUGUCUGCUCUACUCUUAUUACCGCUCCUUCAUGUACCUCAUGCCUUAAUAUCAAUGGUGUUUGAUACAAUGUCAUCAACAGAAUUGUAUAAUAAUAACAACAAUACACUAGGUGGUAUGGUGGUAUGGGCCUUUGUGUUUGCCAUCACAAAUCUUGUCGUUGAUAAAGCGGUCAUCUCACCCAGUAACACUAGUCCCAUACCAACUAAGUUAUUACCAGGUACAUUUGAACAAGAAAUGAGCAAAACAAACAAAAGGAGACCUAAGUCCAAGAAAAGAAAUAGUCAAAAGCAACCAUUUUAUUUUCAACAACAGCAGCCACAUGCUGCAUGUAUGCAUAGUGGAAUUAAUUUGCUUGAAAGAAAGCCUCUUGCAAGAAGAAAUUCACUUUGA
Messenger RNA from Mucor mucedo, 939 nucleotides. RefSeq lists its product as uncharacterized. The coding region runs from base 1 to 939 and encodes 312 amino acids. The record is from RefSeq and is a predicted model, not a curated record. Lineage: Eukaryota; Fungi; Mucoromycota; Mucoromycetes; Mucorales; Mucoraceae. The transcript is spliced from 2 exons.